AUGGCUACAAAAUUAAGAACACCAGAUCAGAUUUCAUUCUACGCACGUUCACUUUACCGUCGAUUAUGGAGAGCAGGUGAAGCUUCGGUUCUAUAUUCUCGUCCAGCGGUUAAAUAUGUACAUCAAAGAAUUCGUGAAGGAUUUGAAGAGUAUCGACAUGAAGUUGAUAAAAGAAUUUUAAAUGACCUUUUUGAACGUGCUGAGAAUACAAUAGAAUUUUUAAAAACUUCAAGUCGCAGAAAAGGACUUGAACAUAGAGUUAUAUAUACUUUAUGCCAAAUGACAUAUAUCGAAAAUGAAUAUAAAAAAAGACCUCCAUACCAUAGUAAAAGAUUAAAGCCAGCUUUAUGGAUAUAUCAUCAACAAAGUUAUGAUGAAUAUUAUAGAACUUUAACAAUGAUGAAUGACAGUUUGAAAUUAUGUUUAAGAUAA
Cetraspora pellucida is the source of this 432-nucleotide messenger RNA. The record is from the annotation of a GenBank genome assembly. NCBI's taxonomy places the organism in Eukaryota, Fungi, Glomeromycota, Glomeromycetes, Diversisporales, Gigasporaceae.